CACGGCCAUCGCCCUACGCGUGGUGAAGAACAAGCAAGUGAACCUUCCAGUGUUCCUCUCGAUGCCUCUGCUAUGCCACACCCCAACUGGCGACGACCCAUUUUCCCGGUUCUGGAUUCGGUUCCGGCUCCGACUCUAGCACGAGCCCAGGGUAGCGGCGCUAGUCGCACUUACGAUGCACCCCAACGCCAACCCAACUACACGCAAGCUGCAAGGCAGUCCUUUAUUGCCCCUGACUGGAUCGGAAGCCAACAAGAGCAGAAUCUCACCCAGGCACAGAACCGGAUUCUCGACUAUGCCCUGAACCAGAAUUUCGGUUAUGGACAGGACCAUAAUUUCGGCUAUGGACAGGAUCAGAACGUCGCCGAUGGCCAAGACCAGAAUGUCGUUUAUGAUAACAAUCAGAACGUCGGCUACGCCCAGGAUCUGAAUGUCGGCUAUGGAGAGGACCAGAAUCUUGGUUACGUCCAAGGCCAGAUUCCUGUCUAUGGCCAAGAUCAGAAUCUCGGCUAUGGUCAGGACCAAACCCAGGGCUAUCCACAAUACGUGAGCCCCCAAGAUGUCUGGGGCCCUGGCCAGAAUCAAGUCAUGCCACAAGCUCAGGAUGAGCAGACCUCCCACAACGAACAGGCUCAGGUGUGGGACCCCGCCGCUGUUGGCGACGCUUGGGACGGAGCUGAUCUUUAUUACUACGAGGAACCUGAGAAUGAGUGAAGGGAGGACAAAAGGUGACAGUACCUGACUGUCAUGGAGGCUGAAUAAGGGUUACUCAUCGGGGAAAUUUGGUUUUCGGACUGGAGGUUCCACCGUGCAUCACGACAAGUGUCGCUGAUCACUAGGCGGUCUUGAUAUCUUCGCCUGGCGGCAGCAAGUGCUAUCCGCCAGCACGAAGAUAGAAUGGUAUGGUUUCGAGGAUUUCAUUUCAGAAAAAGUCAUUGCUAGAGUUCGACACUGAACAAUUGCAAGACC
Messenger RNA from Annulohypoxylon maeteangense, 969 nucleotides. RefSeq lists its product as uncharacterized. NCBI's taxonomy places the organism in Eukaryota, Fungi, Ascomycota, Sordariomycetes, Xylariales, Hypoxylaceae. The transcript has a single exon. The record is from RefSeq and is a predicted model, not a curated record. The coding region runs from base 73 to 714 and encodes 213 amino acids.